GCCAUAUGGAGUAAGGGUCCGGUUUGGCAUACAGCUUGGCUUCUGGGGGCUAACAGAGAGAUAGAGAGCUCUGCUACGGAGGAUAGUGAAGAGCUGUGGCUUUGCUACUUGGAGUCAGUUGGCGUGCUUGACUCGAUAGUUUGUAAUCAACAGUCAUUGAGUCCAGGGUUAACUAGACAUAUAGAUUGGAAACGGGAAACACACACUCACUGAAAUUGUUUGUUCUAUUGAGGGACUGAGACUGAAGGAAAAGUGUGGAGGAGGUCCCGUGAAAUAGUUUGUUCUACUGAGGAACAGACUGAAGGAAAAGUGUGGAGGAGGACCCCUGAAAUAGUUUGUUCUACUGAGGGACAGACUGAAGGAAAAGAUUGGAGAAGGACCAGUGAAAUAGUUUGUUCUACUGAGACUGAAGGAGAAGAUUGGAGGAGGACCAGUGAAAUAGUUUGUUCUACUGAGGGACUGAGACUGAAGGAAAAGAUUGGAGGAGGACCAGUGAAAUACUUUGUUCUACUGAGGGAUUGAGACUGAAGGAGAGUGGAGGAGGACCAGUAGAGGGACGUAUCAUCUCUGUUGAGAUCCAAAUCUCUUCUCCACUUUGACCCCACCUUCCAUGGCGAUGAUUGCUAACUCCACGGGGAUGACCUCCAAUGACCUCCCCCUGAACUCAACGUUGACCCUUAGUCCGGAACCUUGGACCCCGCCUCCUUGGUACCAAUUCCACGUCUGCUCCGUGGCCCCUUACGGAUUCAUCUUCUACUUUGGAGUCAAAGUCUUCAACCUGGCCAUAGGCACACCCUGCAAUAUACUGGUCCUGUGGCAGAUCUCCAGCAGGAAAAGUGACUCGUCCACGUCUGACAUCUUCAUCUUUAAUCUGGCUUUAAUGGACACCUACUUCUGCCUCAUGGGGCCAAUAGACAUGGUCAACAGGCUGGUCCUGGACCACCAAGGCAUCUGGUACUUCCAACGCUUUGCCUACGGGGUCAAAGACACAGGACCCCUCUUCCUGGUGUGUAUCUGUCUGGACCGCUACGUGGCCGUGGUCCAUCCGGUGCUGUUCACCGGUAUCCGUGACAACAAGAUCCGCGUUGGUGUCUCCGUGGUAAUCUGGGCCCUCAUCCUGGCCUACAGCCUCACAAAGAGCAUCCUGGGAGUCAUGUCUGUCAACGAGGUGUUCAGCGGCCUCAUCCUCUUCGCCUUCGCCCUCAUGAUCUACUGUAACCUCUCCAUCAUAUGGGUCCUACGCCGCUCCGUAGCCGGGAAGGAGGUGAUGCACCCCGUGAAGAAGAAGGCCUUCAAAAUGGUGCUGGUCAUCUUGGGUAUAAUCUUCGUCAACUACCUUCCUCCUGUGGCUCUUGUUCCGUUCUUCUCCUACUACACGUUCGUCCAGUUCCGCUGUCAGGUGACUAUCAGUGUGUUCGCCAUCAUGGAUCUGAGUUGUAGUAUGGAGCCACUUCUGUAUAUGACCAAGAUGGACAGGCCUGCGUGUGUACCUGGCUGGUGCUGUGCGGGGGAGAGCUCGGCCAAGAAACCCUACGAGGUUAAAGUGUGAUGGGGCUCAUCACUAUCCUGCCAAGUUACAAAGUCAGAAGGCCCAAUAAUUUCUACGAUUCCUCUUCUUAAACUCUGAUUUUAAACCUUAACCUGAACCGAACCUUAAUCACACUGCUAACCGUAUGCCUAACCCUAACCUUAAAUUAAGACCAAAAAUAACAUUUCUGUUGGCAAACAUUUUUACGAUAAAGCCAAUUCUGACUUUGCAGCUUGGCCAUCUACUGGGAGCCAUGUGAUGAGGGAGAGAAGAAGAGGCUGGUGGGUGGAGCUAUACGAGGAUGGGUUCAUUGUAAUGGCUGGAAUGGAAUAAAUGGAAUGGACCAUGUGUUUCAUGUGUGUGAUUCUGUUCCAUUUAUUCUAUUCCAACCAUUACAAUGAGCCUGUCCUCCUAUAGCUCUGCCCACCAGCCUCCAGUGGGGUGACCAUCUACCAACUCCUGUCCUGGAGAGCCACUGCUGUGCAGGCUUUAAUUCCAGCCCUGCAGUACACAUUAUAUUCAGCCUGCACAGUCCUGGCAUGUCUUAAAUUAGGUAGGCCACAAUACACGCAUUUAGAUAUAUCACUGGGUAAAUGUAUUGUGUGUGGACAUGUAUACUGCUGUAUUGCCAAUAAAUACUAUUAAUAUGUA
This is a messenger RNA of Oncorhynchus kisutch (coho salmon), 2179 nucleotides long. RefSeq names its product G-protein coupled receptor 4-like. The transcript is spliced from 4 exons. The coding region runs from base 611 to 1549 and encodes 312 amino acids. NCBI's taxonomy places the organism in Eukaryota, Metazoa, Chordata, Actinopteri, Salmoniformes, Salmonidae. Gene Ontology annotation, molecular function: G protein-coupled receptor activity. The record is from RefSeq and is a predicted model, not a curated record. Gene Ontology annotation, biological process: phospholipase C-activating G protein-coupled receptor signaling pathway; positive regulation of Rho protein signal transduction. Gene Ontology annotation, cellular component: plasma membrane.